This is a messenger RNA of Cataglyphis hispanica, 3514 nucleotides long. It is a transcript of the gene eco, whose product is annotated as N-acetyltransferase ESCO1. NCBI's taxonomy places the organism in Eukaryota, Metazoa, Arthropoda, Insecta, Hymenoptera, Formicidae. Gene Ontology annotation, molecular function: protein-lysine-acetyltransferase activity. Gene Ontology annotation, cellular component: nucleus; chromatin. Gene Ontology annotation, biological process: mitotic sister chromatid cohesion. The record is from RefSeq and is a predicted model, not a curated record. Bases 217 to 2625 code for a protein of 802 amino acids. The transcript is spliced from 6 exons.
GCAACUAAUGCGGUAUUCAAUUUUCUUGCUCGUUUCCCGCGUUUCUUUCAUGUGAUUCUGAAUGUGAAUUUUUAUAAAAAGUAUACCGCUUUUCGAGAAAAAUUAUAUUAAUAUAUAACGAGUGUAAAUAUUGAACGUCACUUAUUUAUCAACAAUCUUUGAUGCACUGAGUGGAAACACUUUCUUAUAUUCGUCCGAUCCAGAAAUUAUUCAACAAUGUCAAUGGAUAACGAUCAAGGGGAUUUACUUUACACUCCACGACGAGCUCAAAAAUGUCUCUUUACACCAUCUAAAGGCAAUGUUUGUAAGAAAAACACAUCUCAAGAUUCAAAUUGUAGCAAGGAUGUUGAAGCAGUUUCAGGAGAAGAUUCAGACUUGGGACCUAUAUCACCAUUGGCUUUUACUGAUCGAAGUCCAAGUCUUAGUGAUAGUUCUUCAGGAAGAGAAUUUAUCUCUCCACUUGUUACACCUGAAAAAUUAUCUUUAUCUGAUGUACCUGCGUCCUGGGAUCGUUUAACAAAGCGUAAUAAGGAGGAUCGUAUAUCACCUUUUAGUUCACUUAGGAAAGUCACUAGAGCUGCUAGAUAUUCGCCAAGAUGUAAAUUUAUUAACAGCUUAUCAAGAUCACUACCAUCUUCUCCACGCAAAUUGAUGGAACCAUUAACGCCACAGCGCUCAAAGAUGAGUGUGACAAUGGAUGAAAUAGUACCAGAAACACCUCAACGAAAUUUUGCCACAGAAAUACAAAAUCAGAACAUCACAGAAACACCCCGAAAGAGUAGAACUCCUGAGUGUAGGCAGAUAACACCUUUAAGUUCCAUAAGUAAAACAGCUCCAUUGCCGAAACUUCACAGACGAAAAUCUUUCAGUGGGCUUGGAAUAAGUGAAAGCUUCUCACCCGAACAAAAAGAGAAUACAUUGAAAAGGCACGCGCACGAUCAAUUGACAGUGAAACCGGCAAAAUUAUUCAAGGCGGAUGAUGUUUCUGCGCCUAGAGCGAGAGCAGCAUUAUUUCAGGAGAGAAAGAAUGAACCUAAUAGCUUGAAAGAUAUUUCAUUGAAUACAAAAACAUUUUACAGUAGCAAAACGAGGACCGAGCGACCAUUUGCUUUUGGUAAUUUUAGUAAUAGCGAUGUUAACAAAAGACGAAGUUUACCGAUGCAGAAUAUAAACAGCAGGCGUUCGUUAUUAAAAAAGCAGAAAUUCGGUAAAAUAAAUGCUGGCGUGUUUCACGGUAUCAAAAAGCCAAAGAAACCUAAAACGAAACCAGAGAUAUUGAAGAAAGAACAGCAUAUUACACAAACUCCUGCCAUUUCAAAUAAAAAUUCACCUGUGAAUGCAAUUGCAGAGAAAGUUCCUUCACCAGAGAUCGACUAUAGUAAAAGAUUUUUCAAAACUAAGAGAUUAAACAGAACGAUUGAGGCUGCUAAUGAAUCAGUAAUGAAUCAGAAACAUGUUCACGCUACAACAAAUAUGUGCAAGCAACAAAAAGCUGCAGGCAUCUGUCUGGAUACCACGGAUCUGACUGUGGAUGAACCAGAAAUUGAAGCUACAUUGGAGCAAGAUAAAGUUAUUAAUCUCUUGAAAAUAUUGGAGGAUGAUUGGGCGAAGGAUGAUUAUGAUACAAUGGAAACAUUAACCAAUAGUACAGUAAAUACUAUUUCUCCGUCAAAAACGACGACGACGAUAGCUAAGAAUGUGAUCAUGUCACCAGCUACUGAACUCAGUAAUAUGACUUCGACCAUGAAUAUCAAAGAUGUUACUUCUCUGACAAACUUUGGAAAUCUUUCGCUUGACAAUACAGGCAGUAAUAAUGAUGAUGUAAAAACUAGCAAAAAAAGAUACUUUCCAUUAUUCACUAAAGGAUAUUCUGCAUCUGAUAAUAUUUUCGAAGAAACAAAUCACGGAAAAGCUACAAAAUCUUCAAAAAAAAAUAUGCUGCAAUGGCAAUCAUCUACAAAAGGUGGUGGCGCAGAAGAUCAAUAUCAGUUAGAUGCUGGUCAAAAGUCUUUUGGUGCCACUCAAUGCCCAGAAUGUAAUGUUGUAUACCAAUUGGGCAAUCCUGAAGAUGAAAAUGCUCAUUUAAAUUAUCACAAUAGCAUACGAACUUUAAAAUUCCAGGGGUGGAAGAAUGAGCGUGUUAUAAUGGAAGAUCCUUUUACAUCUAGCAGAAUAAUAUUGGUCGAACCACAUGACUCGAAACAAUAUUGGAAGAAAGUAUCAGAUAUUCUGGCUAUUGUAGAUAAAGAUUUGGGAUUGGCGGACAUGAGCAUGUCAGAUUAUCAGGGCAAAAAGGUCUUGUUAUAUAUACGCGAGAAAAAUGUUCUCGGAAUAUUGGUAGCGGAACCUAUCCAAACGGCGUAUCGUAUGAUUCCUGAGCUAAUUGAGCUGGACUGUUGUACCGCUGAAAGCACACCUACGAAAUGCGGCAUAAACGUUGUCUGGACGGCGAUGAGUCACCGUAAACAGGGUAUUGCUACUAAACUCGUCGAUACUUUGAGAUCGAAAUUCUUCUAUGGUUAUGUGAUGUCGUUGGAUGAUAUAGCGUUUUCUAUACCGACUCCAAGUGGUAAAAUCUUUGCUGAGAAAUAUACGAAAACACGAAAUUUCAAAGUUUACAACUAAGUCUUCAUAAGGCUUCAAUAUUUUGUGACGUGUUUUAUUCUAAAUGAUCAUUUUCUUUUCCGGUUUAUUAUUAAUAAAAAACCCGGUGAUCAUUUAUUACUAUAUUAUACAUUUUAAAAAAACUUUUACCUUGUUUGCCUAUUUUCUUGAAAACUUUACUAGAGAUAUUUAUGGAAAAAAAAGAUUGAUAUGGUCUCUUUAAUUUAUUAAUGUAAUUUUUCGUUUUAAAUUAUUUGUCGAUACAAAAAUACAUUUUAUUUAGAUUUCACAAUUCUAAUGAAUCUCUUUCUCAAUACACAAUAAUACAUAUUUUAAAAAAUUUAAUAUAAGAUGAUAGAUUUAAAUAAUACUAUUGGGUAAUUAUACUUAUGGUCUUCAAGUUUGAGUAAGUUGAUAAAAAUACGAAUAUCCUUGAAAUAAAUAGAUUAAGUAUAUAAGGUUCCAUCUCUAAUUUAUUAAAUAGAUACGUGCUAUUAAUUCUAAUCACUGAACUUUAUACAUAUGGAAAUCGCCGUGUUUCUCAAAAAACACGCGGCCCGACAAAGAAGACAUUGUAUGAUCUUUUGUCUUUUUCUGUUUUAGACUUCUUUUUUAGUGGUAGAAUUACCGUCAUAAAAGUUAGAUAAUGAUGUUGAUUAUAUAUAGAUUGGUACAAGAGCUAAGAAGAAAAGAGACAAAAGUCACGGCAAUGUCCUUUUUGUCAGACCGCACAUUUAUAUCAGAUUUAUACAGAAAGGCACAUUCCAAUAUGUAUAGAGUUCAGUGAUUCUAAUAUAUUUUUCUUAAAAUAAUAGAAAUAAUAUAUCUAACAAUGUGAAUUAUUUAUAGAUGGAAUAUGUUAUAUCUAAAAUUAUCUGUUUGGUGAGGAAAUUAAAUGAAUUUCAUUGAA